GAAAAAUGGAUCGUUAAAUGAAUUGUCUCCUCUCUCUGUCUCUAUCUCCCUUUGAUUUUGUGAGUGAGGAGAGAGAGGUGGAUAGAGAUGCAGUUUUGUCUUUAUUCUACAAGAGGCACGAAUGUUGGAAACUCAGGAAGCAAAGGCUAAACGCAUGGCUUCAAAUGGCGGUACCGCUGGCUACAUCCAUACCCACAUAACCUAUUUUAUCUAAAAUCAAACACAAAGGAAAAACAAGAGAGAAAGAUGCAGUUUUUUUGGCAAGAGAUAUAGCAGAGACUGAAGAAUCGAUUGUUUUUUCAUAGUUGAUGGGAAAGUUGCUGUCUUUUUGAGGAAAAUAAUGGGAACAAGAAGUGGGUUUGUGGGUAGAAAGACACGGGUUGUGACAGACUGGGGGUUGGUGUUUGAUGAUAAUGAUAGUAAGUUCUUAUCUUCUUCAUCUGCGGCUUCUUGUUGUGAGAGCUCUGUUACUAAUGGUGGUUCUCUUGAUGGAGGUGGUGUUAGUAGUGGGCCCUUUUAUUGCAAUACAAGCAACCAGGUUGCUUGUAUGAGCAAUAUAUACGAUGUUGUCGGUGUUGCUUCUGCUUCUGGAUCUGCUACUAUUACUGCAACUGCACCACUCCUGUCCAAAUCUCUCAGCUCUUCCAAUUUUGACUCUUUCUUUUCCUUCAAUUCCUCAGUAGGAGAAAUGGCAGCUUCUGUGAAUGUGAGACUGCCUUUUACUGCUGCUCAGUUGCAAGAACUUGAGAGGCAGUCUAUAAUAUUCAAGUCAAUUAUGGCUUCUAUUCCUGUCCCUAAUGAACUCCUCUUCCCCAUUACCGAAACCCCAUCAGCUCUUCCUCCUCCUCACUCCAAUGUGGUACAAGCUUCAAUGGAAAUGAGGGUUAUGAGCCAUAAUAGCUCGGUUUUGGAGCCAUGGAGGUGCAGAAGAACAGACGGGAAGAAAUGGAGGUGCUCUAGAGAUGUGAUUCCUGAUAAAAAAUACUGUGAACGCCAUUCUCACAAGAGCCGUCCCCGUUCAAGAAAGCCUGUGGAAUCACCAGCCCACCCAACUAACCUUGCAUAUCAAACGUCUCAUUUUCUCAACCAGAACAUUGGCUCUUCUGCAUUAUCCAGUGAUCAACAAUCCAGGUGCUUGGAGUGGUUCAUGAAAGGUGAGACACUUCCUGUUGCUAAUAAUUCCAACCAAGAAUGGCCGCAAAUGUUGCAAGCCAAAUUAGAAUCUAAGAAAGACAGCACCAGGGGUUACGGAGAACGCCCAUUCAACUCAAAUUCAUACAUCAAUUUUGGUGGUGACAACCGUCUGUUGCAAGCUCAGGGGCUACAAACGCAACAGAUCACUAGACACUUCAUUGAUGCAUGGUCUAUAGGAGAUGGAAAUGUUGGUAAUGCGGACAGUAUGAGCAACAGGAGUUUUGUUUCUUAUAAUGAAAAGCUACCCCAGUCUUCACUUAUACUAUCAAUGUCUGGUGGAAGUGAACUUCCUGGAAGAAAUGAAAAUGUUCUAAUGGGUAAUCUUGGCACCUCAGGCUUAGAAACAGAAAAUGUUGAGAGUCCUAGACCUCACUGGAUGAACCAUAUUUCAGGAUUAGGCUCAACACCUGGUGGACCACUGGCUGAAGCAUUGUGCCUUGGCAUUGCAAGUAGUGCUAAAUCAGAUUCGAAUGAGGCAUCCCCUCAUGCUGGCAGCACCAGCACCACUACCAGCAGCAGUAAAAGCUCAUCUGGAGAUGGUGGCCGCUCAGGGACCCAUUUUUAUUAAGCAAUACUGGUAGUCUGUCGGGAGCCUUUACUCUAAGGUCAUUGUGUAUGUAUCAGUGAACUGGUAGAUUUUGACUGAACAAGUUGAAUUUUACUCAAUUUGC
Mangifera indica (mango) is the source of this 1865-nucleotide messenger RNA. Its product is annotated as growth-regulating factor 7-like. Gene Ontology annotation, molecular function: ATP binding. The record is from RefSeq and is a predicted model, not a curated record. Gene Ontology annotation, biological process: DNA-templated transcription; developmental process; regulation of DNA-templated transcription. Gene Ontology annotation, cellular component: nucleus. The coding region runs from base 341 to 1762 and encodes 473 amino acids. The transcript is spliced from 4 exons. Lineage: Eukaryota; Viridiplantae; Streptophyta; Magnoliopsida; Sapindales; Anacardiaceae.